GAGGCCAAACAGUGCAUGAGUUCUUAAAGACAAACUUCUUUUACUUUAAAGGAUUCUACUGACCCCUAACUGCAGGGCCAUGAGAUGAAGACAGGCGCCCUCUGGUGGUCAAUAAGCGCUUUGACAGGCGCACUCUGCUGGACACAAACAGAAAACACUCCGCGGUUCCUGCGGCAUUCGGAUCGUUUUUAAGACUCAGUGAGGUUUGAUUCAACUUCAGAGGACUUUUUGUAUUCUUCUGGGUCUUCUGGUUCCAGACUGAGACUGAACGUCAGUCUGGAGGAUUUAUGGCUGGGUUGUGGCUCCGCAGCAGGAAGGGAAACAUUUUCUCUUCUCUUUGAAGUGCUUUGAUUUUACUUUCAUUUCAAAGGUGAAGCUGAAACACAACAGGAGCUGCUGCUCCCAACCGGGUCAAAACCAGGAUCUACUAGAUUAUUCGGGUUUUCCUGUUAUUUUUGAUGGGGGAGACGCUCCCACGGGUACCAGGAGGAGUGCCAGUCCGGACCCUCAGGGUUAAGAUGGUUCUCCUGGGGAGUUCUGGAGUGGGAAAGUCCAGUCUGGCUGUGAGGUUUAGCAAAGAUCAGUUCAGGGACUCGUCGCCUACGGUGGGCUGUGCUUAUUUGACCAGAGUUUUAUAUCUGGAGGACAUCACGCUCCGAUUUGAGAUUUGGGACACAGCGGGACAGGAAAAGUACCACAGUGUGACUCCGCUGUACUACAGAGGAGCCCACGCAGCUCUCGUGGUCUAUGACAUCUGCAAAAAGGAAACGUUUGUCAGAGCUCAGGUGUGGCUCAGGGAGCUGGAGAAACAAUAUAUUCCAGGAUCUACGGUCGUUUGGCUCAUAGGCAACAAGGAAGAUCUGUCUCAGAAUCGAGAAGUUUCACUUCAGGAAGGACAGAAUCUGGCCCAAGAAAAAGGUUUGUCCUUCACAGAGACAUCGGCUUUGUCAGGAGAUCGAGUCAACGAGCUGCUGCUGGCUGUGGGUAAGUCCAGCUCCCAUGAUGCUCCGGUCCAAACUGGGAGGCUUUCAGACAAUCUAAGCCUCUCCAAUGGUGUGCCUCAGGGCUCUGAUUCAGGACCAACAUGUCCUAGAGGGACAAAUUACCUCCGAUGCCUCUCUACGCUGACAACACCCCUGUGUACUGCUAGAUGUUCUGGUCUUUCAUUAUCUGCCCAAGAACAUUCCUAUCACAUUCCAAACUUUCACCAAAGUGGAAAAACCACAGCAGUUGUUGGUGCUUUGCUCAUGAGGGACGGUAUGGAUGGAGGAGAAGCGCAUAUUGAGGUUUUUGGUGAGGAAGGAGCUGCCUCUCCCUGAGGAGACAAAGAUGGCUUGCUGGUCCUCCUCAUCAAAGCUGAGGUGGUUUGGACGUUUGAGCACCUCCUUUUGGAAGUUUUUCGGGCACUGGGAGGAGAUCCUGGGACAAAUUCAGGACUUGCAGGAUGAACUUUCUUCCCUUGGUAUUCCUCAGGAGGACUUGACCUCUGACCUUGGAUAAGCAGUGAAGGUUGCACACUAACAUGGAUGACAUUGCAUUAAAUGCAUUUCAAAUGUUAUUAAUUACAAAGGUUGUCCACUAGAUGGCAGCAGACACCACCGUGAUGCUGAUGGUCCUCAGACUGAACCCAAGUGUUAACCAUUUAAAGGCCUUUCUUUCAUGAACACAUGAAUUAAAAUCACUUUUCUAAUCCAGGCUCUCUGAUCCUUCCCUUCAGCCCACGGGGUCUACGAGAGCGUCGGCGAGCAGGAAGAUGGGCUGUCAGAGUGGCACGAGAUGCCGCUGGUGGAUCCACGGCACAGAAAAUCCUUCAACCCGUUUGCCUCCUGCUGCAGAGUUGGACCCUGAUGGGUUUAGACGGGCUUUCAAAAGAAGAUGAAUCUAAAUCAGUUCAAAGCUGAAAACAUGAAGGAACUCUUUUGGGUUUGGAUUCCUGUCAGAUUUAUUCUGUUUUUAAUCUGGAGCUGCGCCAUCAUCAUAAUAAAUACAAUAAUCAGAUUUAUUCUCAUGCAA
Molecule: messenger RNA, 2013 nt
Organism: Nothobranchius furzeri (turquoise killifish)
Lineage: Eukaryota; Metazoa; Chordata; Actinopteri; Cyprinodontiformes; Nothobranchiidae
Product: ras-related protein Rab-17
Biological process (GO): endocytosis; intracellular protein transport; regulation of endocytosis
Cellular component (GO): endomembrane system; endocytic vesicle; Golgi apparatus
Molecular function (GO): GTPase activity; GTP binding
Source: RefSeq, a predicted model, not a curated record